Wyeomyia smithii (pitcher-plant mosquito) is the source of this 1636-nucleotide messenger RNA. RefSeq lists its product as uncharacterized. The coding region runs from base 301 to 1263 and encodes 320 amino acids. NCBI's taxonomy places the organism in Eukaryota, Metazoa, Arthropoda, Insecta, Diptera, Culicidae. The record is from RefSeq and is a predicted model, not a curated record. The transcript is spliced from 7 exons.
CUGUCAACAGCCAAACACUGUUCUGCUAUAUCUUACUGGUUAUUUAGCGAUGGGGAAAUCGAGCUAUAUCGUCAUCGAUAGCAUCGAUCCUUUUCAAGUUUUUAUCGACGUUUUUUCAACCGAGUCGACCUGGCGCUGGCAGAAGAGUGCGAGGCCGCUGAAAAGUUUUUUGUGCCAAAGCAACGAUAUUAUCGAUAAGAAGAGAUUAUCGAUAUUAACGAUAAAUACCGACACUUUCUCAUCCGAUUUUCUGCCUCGUUUACGUGUCGUGCGAAUAAUUAUUUUAAAAUUAGGAACAAAAUGCGUAAAAAUACCAAAUUAGCAAACAAAACCACAGGGAAUAUUGUCAAGUUAACAAACUUUUUCCAUCGCGUUCCUGGAUCGACGCAAUCAAGAAGGGUUUUAAAUGAAGCAAAUUCACGAGGCAUUCGUGCUUCCGGUCAUUCGACUGCUUCCGGUCACCCAACCACUGGAAGCAAUUCAAGUGAUGAUAACAAUAACGAGAUAGGAACUAAGUUACAGAUUGACGCUCUCAGUCAAUCCACCGCUCUUUGCCAGGCAACCACUUUCAGUCAUUCAAACGCAGAAAGCGUUCCGAACGAUGAUCGGAACGGCGAGAUAACUGUGAUGCAGUUAACCACUUCCGGUCAAUCAUCCGCUUCCGGCCAGCCCACCACUUCUUCCAGUAAGGAAAGCGUUUCGAGCGAUGAUCUGAACGACGAGGUAACUGUGAUGCAGUCAACCACUUCUGGUCAAUCAUCCGCUUCUGGUCAGUCCACCACUUCUGGCAACUCCAGUAAGGAAAGCGUUACGAGCGAUGAUCGAAACGACAAGAUAACUGUGAUGCAGUCAACCACUUCCGAUCAAUCAACCGCUUCCGGCCACUCCAGUAAGGGAAGCGUUUUAAGCGAUGAUGCUGACGUUUUAGGUAAACAAAAAAAGAAAAACAAAGCAUUAUCAAAAUACAAAAAAGACUGGGAAUGCAAAAUGCCAUGGCUAGAGGCAAAUAAAACUGAUGUAUAUGCUGGAUUUUGCAAAGUCUGCCGAACAGACGUGAAAUGCAUUGCUGGCAUAAAGGACAUGCAAAGGCAUGGAGCCACCCAGAAGCAUAAAACUAACGCGAAAAACCUAGUGGAUGUGGGAAACCAAAAAACUGCCAUGGAGAAAUAUGUGAGUACGAAGAUCAACGAUAGCGUUAGGAAUGCAGAGCUAUUUUUGGUUACCUGGGCGGUUGGUCAGAACAAGUCAGCCUUUGAAAUUUAGGCGAUAGCUGCUGCUCUUCGACUCAUAUGCCCUGACUCCGAAAUAGCCAAGUCUAUACGAAUGGGAAGAACGAAGGCAACCGCAAUGAUCGUCAAUGUCGUAGGGGAGGGGCAGCACGAGGAAAUUAGUACAAUUAUGCGAGAAACACCAUUCAGCUUGAUCGCAGAUGAAUCUACAGAUAUAUCUAGUAAAAAGUCAUUAGCACUUAUUGCUAGGACUUAUAAAUGGCAAGAAGAUCGUCUGAAAAUAAUGGAUAUUUUCUACGAUUUAGUUGAAGUGGUUGAAACUGAUUCCCGAACUCUGUACAACCAUGUUACAGGAUGUUUUGAACGAGACAAAAUUCCAUAUAAAAAUCAGUUGAUCGACCCUACAA